Molecule: messenger RNA, 2193 nt
Organism: Vanessa atalanta (red admiral)
Lineage: Eukaryota; Metazoa; Arthropoda; Insecta; Lepidoptera; Nymphalidae
Gene: Naxd
Product: ATP-dependent (S)-NAD(P)H-hydrate dehydratase
Exons: 2
Coding region: 242-1213 (323 amino acids)
Biological process (GO): metabolite repair
Molecular function (GO): ATP-dependent NAD(P)H-hydrate dehydratase activity
Source: RefSeq, a predicted model, not a curated record
UUUGACGUCUCCUUAAUGAUAUUUACCUAGCUGACCUCUGAACAAAAAGUUUAAAUUACAUUGUAGUUCCACAUUACAGUCCUAAUAAAUUUAUGUUCUUCUGAUUUGUAAAAAUAAUUAUAUUAUAUUUUCUAGAAAGUGCCAACGAUAAUAAUUAAUACCGAUAUUUUCGAAUUGCGGUUUACGUGAAGUGCAUAAAUUUAAUCAAUAAAAAGUAUGUUAUUUUCCAAAAUAACGUGCCAUGAUGUUGAAUCUUCUUAAAACGCAAAUUGUUAUGAAACAUUUUUACUUUUCACAGUUUUCUAAAUAUUCAAAAAUGGAUAGAAACAAAAUUUUUAAUUUAUUACUACCAAGCAUACCACCUUUAGAUGGAACACAUCAUAAAGGUCAAGCUGGAAGAAUAGGUAUCGUCGGUGGUUCUCUAGAGUAUACUGGGGCUCCUUACUUUUCUGGCAUGGCUGCAUUGAAAGUAGGUGCAGAUUUGGUGCAUAUUUUCUGUUCAAAUCCAGCAGCUACAGUUAUUAAGUCAUAUAGCCCCGAAUUGAUUGUUCAUCCCUUACUUGAUAAACUUGAUGCUAUCAAAGAGAUAUCACCAUGGCUCGAGAGGCUGCAUGUCAUAGUUAUCGGUCCAGGAUUAGGUCGCGAUCCAAAGAUAUUUAAUGUGGUCUCAGAUCUAAUAAAAUUAAUAAGUGAGAAGCAAAUACCACUGAUUAUUGAUGCAGAUGGAUUGUUUCUAAUAACUGAAAACCCAGAAUUGAUUAGAAAUUUUACUUCACCCAUAAUUUUAACUCCUAAUAAAAUUGAGUUUGAGAGACUUAGCUGUAAAUUGAAUGGCUUAACAGGUUUACAAGAGUUAAACAAAAAUGUGACACUUUUGAGAAAAGGCAUGACUGAUGAAUUUUAUUGCUUUAACCCUGACUUAGAAUGGAAAAACAAAGAAGCAGGAUCUGGCAGAAGAUGUGGAGGUCAAGGUGAUCUUCUUUCAGGAUCUAUAGCAACAUUAUUGCAUUGGACUAUAGCUUCUCGAGAGAAAAUUAAUAUGGAUAUACCAGUUGACAAAAUGUUAUUAGCAACAUCCCUCUCAUGUUUUGCAGCAUCUUCAUUAAUAAGAACAUGCAAUGCAAAGGCUUUUCAAGUAAAAGGUAGGAGCAUGUUAGCAACAGACAUGGUGGAAUAUAUUCAUGAAGCUUUUACAGAACUAUAUGGACAAUAAUACUACAUAUACACAUAUAUCAAUAAUACUAUAAACUGGGAGCUUUUUUUGUAUGUUUUUAUAUUUUUAUUGACUUUAUUUGGGUUCUGUUAUUUGCUAUAUAAAAUCAUUACAUAUUAAAAACUAUUGUUUAUGUUGUUUUAACCACCACAGUAUAGCCAAGUACUACCACCAGCCACAUCAAAGCUAAUAAUUUAAGACUAUAUAAUUAAGUGUUUCCUUAAACCAAAAUGGGUAUGUAAUAGGGUUAUUUAACAAAACAUUUAAGGGUUAUAUUUACAUUUACACCACACACAAAAAUCUAGUUUAUAGUAAUACAUUCUGAAGUUAUUAUAUUAUUACUUAUGGAUUUUAUAUAUACAUGAUAUAUUUAUGUAAAAAAAAAACACAUUGUGUGUUUGUUCUGUGUUAUUGUAUUAUAUGAUGACAGUUCAAUUUCCUCAUGGUAAAUAGCAUCAUCAAUAAAACAGAAUGCCAUAUUAAAGAAAGGUAAAGUGACAUUUGCCUCUGCCAUUUAAGAGUGCAAAAUAUUACAAGAGAUUUUCAAAAAUUGUAUGCAGAAACAAUGGAUGAUAAGGGGUCUUAGUCUUCCCAGUAUUGGGUUUAAAUAUGCUAACCUAAUCUUUGGCUACUUGAAAAUUUUAAUAAGAUACAUUAAUUACAGUUUAAAGUCUAUAGUGGUAUGGUGUCCAAAACCAAUGUUUUCUUUGUUUUUUUAUUGGAGUAAAACACAAUACAUAUUUUUAUUCAUAAUUCUUUGCAAAACUUAUCUUGCCAACAAAAACUUUGGUCUUGCCAUGUCACUUGCUUUGUGUAACAUAUCAAUAUUAAUUUAUUAUUAGUUGUGAUUCAGGCAUUUGGAGAAUAAAUAUUUUUUUUAUUAUUUAUGUUUUUUUUAAUAAAUCAGAUAUUGUGUGUUGUUUUUGAGUAUGAAAUUGAGGUAUGCUUGUAUUAUUACGAGUACUACAUAAAUUGGUUUC